AUGACCACCUCGUACUUUAGCACUAUCACCAACGAAUCGGCCUUUAAGGCACACUUUCAACAGGAUCUUGGGAAAGUUUUUUCCGACGUCAAUCUCGUCGCCGCGAGUGAAUGGGGGCGUGAUCAUCUGUUCGCAUGUCGUGUAAUCCGGCGAGAGACGCAGCGCUCUGUUCUUCCGAUUUUGUCUGAGUAUACAAGGCCAUCAGAUUUGAAGUCCUCAUCCGAAAUCAUCAACUUUGUGAACGGUCCGCCGGACCCGAUGUACAUGGCUCAAAGCGAGCACCGACUCGUGCGGAAGUUUGACUACGGGAUGUCUCUUGGACAGAUCUGGGCGGCGUUGGCAAUGUUCAAAAGUGGCCAAGGGCGUCGCGGAAAAGAAAUCCUCGCCGGCUCUGAUGACGAAACGGAUGAAGGAGAAGAAAGAGCAAAGCGGCCCAGACGAAGCACCCUCCAAGAAGAUUACAUGGAUUCACGCACAAUUCAAGUUGGCUCCAGCAGUCCACAGGAGAUAAGCUCCCAAGAGACAUCUUCUGUCGGUUAUGUCGAUCCCGAAUCACACAGGCUCCUGGCCUCACCGGAAGACGAAACCUUACGGCUUGCAUCGUGCGUAAUUCGACAUAUCUUGUACUUUGGUGCCCCUCAGGAUUCUGUGGAUUUGCGAACCGUUGUCGAAUUCCGGGAUGCGAAACUAUCGAUGACGGAGGCCUCUGCUUAA
Penicillium antarcticum is the source of this 714-nucleotide messenger RNA. RefSeq lists its product as uncharacterized. The coding region runs from base 1 to 714 and encodes 237 amino acids. Lineage: Eukaryota; Fungi; Ascomycota; Eurotiomycetes; Eurotiales; Aspergillaceae. The record is from RefSeq and is a predicted model, not a curated record. The transcript has 2 exons.